This is a messenger RNA of Asparagus officinalis (garden asparagus), 1835 nucleotides long. Its product is annotated as pentatricopeptide repeat-containing protein At2g37310. The record is from RefSeq and is a predicted model, not a curated record. The transcript is spliced from 2 exons. Gene Ontology annotation, molecular function: RNA binding; protein binding. Gene Ontology annotation, biological process: RNA modification. NCBI's taxonomy places the organism in Eukaryota, Viridiplantae, Streptophyta, Magnoliopsida, Asparagales, Asparagaceae. Bases 101 to 1543 code for a protein of 480 amino acids.
UCACAUGACCCUUAUCAUUGUCAUCAACUAUUUGCUUCCAUGCCAUGGUCUCUCAAGCCCGAUGCCUUCACUCUAUCUUCUCUCCUGAAGGUAUGCAAAGAUGGGGCACUCUCGUUAUGCGAGAUUAGUGUUUGAUUUGAUGCCUGAGAGAGACAUCGUCUCAUGGAAUUCGAUAAUAUCGGGUUACUCUCAAGCAGGAAAUUAUGAUGAGUGUUUGGGAUUGUUUUUUGAGAUGGUGAAGGGAUUGGACGGCGUGAUGCCAAAUGGGGUGACUGUUGCCAGCAUGCUGCACGCUUGUUCACAGAUGAAGGAUUUGGUCAUGGGAACGAGAGCGCAUCAGUUUGCAGUAAAGAGUGAGAUUGAGAUGGAUGCAAUGCUUUGGAAUUCAGUUAUUGGGUUUUAUGCAAAAUGUGCAAGGUUGGAAUAUGCAAGGUCUUUGUUUGAUGAAAUGCAAUAUAAAGAUGCUGUGAGUUAUAAUGUGAUGAUUACAGGGUACAUGGCCCAUGGAUUUGUGGACAAGGCAAUGAAUCUCUUUAAUCGAAUGGCGAAUUCAACAAUUAGCUCUUGGAAUGCAGUUAUCGCGGGUCUUGUGCAAAAUAAUCAACAUUCUGAUGCAUUGAGUCAAGUCCUAGUGAUGCAAGAUUUAGGUUUUCGACCCAAUUCCAUAACUUUAUCAAGCAUUCUCCCUGCUAUUUCAUUCUUUUCGAAUCUCUUAGCUGGGAAACAAGUGCAUGGUUAUGCUAUUAGAAGCGACUUUGAUCAAAACAUUUACGUGACGAGUGCGCUGAUCGACAUUUAUGCUAAAUCCGGGUUUCUUGCAGGGGCUCGUUGUGUAUUUGAGAGAACGAAAGGAAGGAGCCUCAUUGUUUGGACUGCUAUUAUAUCGGCUUAUGCAUCUCAUGGUGAUGCUGAUAAUGCAAUUAUCAUGUUUAAUAGAAUGCUUGAUAAUGGGAUCGAGCCUGAUCCUGUGACAUUCACUACUGUUCUUUCUGCUUGUGCUCAUGCUGGAGCAGUAAAUGAAGCCCGAAAAAUUUAUAAAAUGAUGGCCAGUUAUGAAAUUUUACCAGCUAUGGAGCAAUAUGCUUGCAUGGUUGGAGUAUUUAGCCGCCAAGGAAUGCUUGAGGAAGCAAUGGAGUUCAUUAGCAAAAUGCCCGGUGAGCCAAAUGCAAAGAUUUGGGGUUCAUUGCUUAACGGGGCUGCAAGCAUUGGAGAUGUUGAAUUCGGAAAAUUUGUUUAUGAAAAGUUGGUGCAAAUUGAACCAGAGAACACAGGGAACUAUAUUGUGAUGGCUAAUUUGUAUUCACGAGUUGGCAGAUGGGAGGAGGCGAAGAUUGUGAGAGAAAAAUUGAAGGGCAUUGGGCUGUCGAAGAUUCCAGGUUGUAGUUGGAUUGGAAUGAGUUAUGGUUUACAAGUGUUUGUCGCAAAAGAUGCAUCAAAUGAACGUUCUGACGAGAUUUACAUGGUGUUGGAUAGACUGAUUGGAUUAAUGCGUGAAGAGGGGUAUGUGUCUGAAGCGGAGAUCGACGAGGAGAGUUGUUUCUGAAAACAUGUUAAUUACUGUGAUAAGUAAGAUCUCUUCAUCUGGAAGAUUCAUAAUGUGGAGUUCAAUGUAUUUGGUUUGUUAAUCCAUAGUGUAAAUCAUUGAGAUUCAUUACAGAUGUCAUAUCCCAUAACAAUUUUCACUUCCAAUCUCGUAAUGCCAUAGUCAUAUUAGUGAAGAAAUGGCGAGAGAGUACAGGAAAACAGCAGAAGAAUCAACCAGGCAGACUGGCGGUCGACCAUCGCGGUCAACCGCGAACGUGCACAAAGGCCACUAGGACUCAGAGCUGAAGGCG